GGGAGCGCCGGGAUUGGCUGCCAGGCCCGGGCCGUGCUGAUGAUGCUGGCAGGCAGGGCUGGGCUGCGCCGGGCAUCACCAGCCCCAGCCCCAGCCCUGCCUCCCCGGCCGAGGGAUGCUGCCGCUGCUGCCGCCGCCGCCGCCGCCGCCGCCGCCUCCUCAAGCCGCCCUGGCCUCUGAGCUGGGGGCACCCAGACCGGCAACGGCGGCGGAGGCUCCUCCCGGCGGGAGCGCAGGCAGACUUGGUCACCCCUUGCGGCUGCAGCAGCUCACGAAGAAGACCCCUCCAGCAGAUCUGUGAAGGCUCCCAGAAAAGAUGGCGAAUGUCACACCAGCCAAGCUGGACAACAUGGAGGCCCAGCAGCAGCAGCAGCAGCAGCAGCAGCAGCAGCACAACAACCCACGGUGGGAGACCGCUGAGCAUCACCACCGGCCCUGGGACGAGACCACGGCUACUGCCAAGCUCUUUGAGUGCUCUCGGAUCAAGGCUUUAGCUGAUGAGCGAGAUGCCGUACAGAAGAAGACCUUCACCAAAUGGGUCAACUCCCACUUGGCCCAAGUCUCCUGUCGGAUCAGCGAUCUCUACACGGACCUGCGGGAUGGAUUCAUGCUGACCAAGCUGCUGGAGGUGCUGUCAGGAGAGCAACUGCCCAAGCCCACCCGUGGGCGGAUGAGGAUCCACUCCCUGGAGAACGUGGACAAGGCCCUGCAGUUCCUGAAGGAGCAGCGGGUCCACCUGGAGAACGUGGGCUCCCAUGACAUUGUCGACGGCAACCACCGGCUCACACUGGGCCUCAUCUGGACCAUCAUCCUGAGAUUCCAGAUCCAGGUGAUCAAGAUUGAAACGGAGGACAACAGGGAGACGCGCUCCGCCAAGGAUGCUCUGCUGCUCUGGUGCCAGAUGAAGACAGCAGGGUACCCGGAGGUUAAUAUCCAGAACUUCACCACCAGCUGGAGAGAUGGGCUGGCCUUCAACGCCCUUAUCCACAAGCACAGGCCAGAUAUCAUCGACUUCAGGAAGCUCACCAAAUCCAAUGCCACCUUCAACCUCCAGCAGGCCUUCAAUACCGCUGAGCAGCAGCUGGGCCUGGCCAAACUGCUCGACCCAGAAGAUGUUAACAUGGAGAACCCCGACGAAAAGUCCAUCAUCACGUACGUCGUCUCCUUCUACCAUUACUUCUCGAAGAUGAAGGCCCUGGCCGUGGAGGGGAAGCGGAUCGGGAAGGUGCUGGAUCAGAUCCUGGAGAUUGAGAAGAUCAUCGAGCGUUACGAGUCUCUUGCAAGCGAGUUGCUGGAGUGGAUCGAGCUCACCAUCGGCAUCAUCAGCAACCAGAAGUUUGCCAACUCCCUGGCUGGCGUCCAGCAGCAGCUGCAGGCCUUCACUGCCUUCUGUACCCUGGAGAAGCCGGUCAAGUUCCAGGAGAAGGGGAACCUGGAGGUCUUGCUCUUCUCCAUCCAGAGCAAGCUGCGGGCCAACAACCGCAAGCUCUACGUCCCGAGGGAGGGGAGAAGCAUCUCCGACAUCAACAAGGCCUGGGCCCGGCUGGAGAAGGCCGAGCACGAGCGGGAGGUGGCCCUUCGCAACGAGCUGAUCCGGCAGGAGAAGCUGGAGCUGCUGGCCCAGCGCUUCGACCACAAGGCCGUCAUGCGGGAGACGUGGCUGAACGAGAACCAGCGGCUGGUCUCCCAGGACAACUUUGGCUACGACCUGCCGGCGGUGGAGGCCGCCAUGAAGAAGCACGAGGCCAUCGAGGCGGACAUCUCCUCCUACCAGGAGCGCAUCCAGGUGGUGGUGGAGCUGGCCCAGGAGAUGGAGUCGGAGGGCUAUUACGACAGCAAGCGGAUCAACGCCCAGAAGCACAACAUCCUCCGCCAGUGGGGCCUCCUGACGGACUUGGUGGGCGCCCGGCGCAGCCGGCUGGAGCAGAACCUGGCCCUCCAGAAGGUCUUCCAGGAGAUGGUCUACAUGAUUGACUGGAUGGACGGAAUGCAGGCCCAGCUGGCAUCCAAGGAGCUGGGCAAGCACCUCUCGGAGGUGGAGGACCUGCUGCAGAAACACAGCCUGCUGGAAGCCGACAUCUCUGCCCAGAGCGAGAGAGUGCAGGCCCUCAACGCCGCUGCCCUCAAGUUCUCGGAGCUGGCCGGCUACCAGCCGUGUGACCCCCAGAUCAUCUGCAACCGGGUGAACCACGUCCAGAGCUGCCUGGAGCAGCUGCAGGAACUGGCCUCCAAGCGGCGCAAGGAGCUGGAGGCCUCCCGCCAGCUGUGGUCCUUCUUCCAGGAGAUGGAGGAGGCCGAGGCCUGGGUGCGGGAGAAGGAGCGCAUCCUCUCCUCCUCCUCCUCCUCGCAGAACUACGGCAAGGACCUCAGCAGCGUGGCCAAGCUGCUGAGCAAGCACAGCAUCCUCCUGGGCGAGCUGGGUGGCCGCCGCUCCUUGCUGCAGAGCACCAUGAAGCGAGGGGAGCAGACCCUCCUCCGGAAGCGCUCCGGCCCCGGCAGCAUCCCGGAGAAGAUCCGGGAGGUGCGGCUGCGCUGGAAGAAGCUGGAGGAGCUGGCGGCCUCCCACCUGCAGAAGCUGCAGGGGGCCCUGCGCUUCCACCAGUUCAGCGCGGACACGGACGACCUGGUGGCCUGGCUGCAGGACGCCUACCGCCUGGUCUCCAGCGACGACUUUGGCCACGACGAGCACUCCACCCAGUCGCUGGUCAAGAAGCACAAGCGGGUGGUGGAGGAGACCGACAAGCACCGGGCCGCCGUCCUGGCCCUCCGCAAGCAGCUGGCGGCCCUGGCCCCCGAGUACCACGAGCUCGUGGAGGUCCAGAUCCGCAUCGUGGAGGUGGAGCAGCUGUACGGGGAGGUGGCCGAGGUGGCCGUGCUGCGGCGCCAGUGGCUGCAGGACGCGCUGGCCGUCUACCGCAUGUUCAGCGAGGUCAACGCCUGCGAGGUCUGGAUCGACGAGAAGGAGCAGUGGCUGAACCGCAUGGACGUGCCCCAGGAGCUGGAGGGCGCAGAGGUGGUGCAGCACAGGUUCGAAAGCCUUGACCAAGAGAUGAACAGCCUGAUGGGUCGGAUCCUGGACGUCAACCAGAUUGUGCAGCAGCUGGUCGAGGGAGGCCACCCCAGCUCCUCUGAAGUCCGGGCCUGCCAGGACCACCUCAACAGCAGGUGGAACCGGGUGGUGGAGCUGGUGGAGCAGAAGAAGGACCACCUCAGUGCCAUCCUGAAGAUCCAGAACUACCUGCUGGAGUGCAACGAGAUCAAGUCCCAGAUCCGAGAGAAGCGCAAGGCUGUCGAGUCCACCCAGUACAACAGCAGCGACCUGGGCAGCGUCCUCUCCCUCCAGCACCGCCUCUCCGCCAUGGAGGCUGCCCUGUUGGUGCUGGAGCCCCGGCUGAUUGAGCUGCAGCAGGAGGGGGAGCUCCUGGCCAACACCCACCCCGCGCAAGCCAUGGAGAUCUUGAUGCAGUUCGAGGAGAUCAGCGAGGAGUGGGAGGCCCUGAAGAGGGUCCUGCAGGGCUGCGAGGAUUCCCUCACCGUGGCUAGCAGGCUCCAGCAGUUCAUCCAGGACCUGGACAGCUUCCUGACGUGGCUGGUGAAGACCCAGGCAGCAGCGGCCUCGGAAGAGCUGCCCAGGAACCUGCUGGAGGCCGAGCGGCUGCUGAGCCACCAUGCCUCCCUCAAGGAGGAGAUCAACCGCUACGAGGAGGACUACGCCAAGAUCCAGGCGGUCAACGAGGUGCUGGCCCUGGAGGAGGCUGACCUGCCCUACCUCUCCCUCCAGCAGUGGCUGCAGAAGCUGGACGUCGGCUGGAACAAGCUCCUGGAGAUGUGGGAGAACCGGCGGGAGGUGCUGGUCCAGGCACACAUCUUCUUCCUCUUCGUGCGUGACGCCAAGCAGGCGGAAGUCUGUCUGUACAACCAGGAGAUGACCCUGGCCCAGGCCAAGCUGCCCACGACCGUGGAAGAGGCAGAGCAGGCCCUCAAGAAGCACAAGGACUUCACGACGACCAUGGAGCUGCACCUGCAGAAGACCACCACGGCCCUCAAGGCUGGCGAGAGCCUCAUCCGGCAGGGCAAUGUCUAUGGCCAGCGCGUGAGGGAGAAAAUGCAGUUCCUCCAGGCAAAAAGCCAGCACAAUCUGCAGCGGGCCCAAGACUGGAGGCAGCGCCUCAGUGACCACCUGGAGCUGCAGCGUUUCCUGCAGAACUGCCACGAGCUCGAUGGCUGGGUGGCCGAGAAGGAGCUGCUGAUGGCCGGCGAGGCGCCCCGCGACCGGGACCACGCGCUGCAGCAGCCUCCGCCUCCGCGGGCGCCCAAGCGAUGGCUCCGCCACCGCGCCUUCAUGGCCGAGCUGGUCCAGAAUAAGGAGUGGCUCCGCAAGAUCGAGAAGGAGGGUCAGCAGCUGAUUGCGGAGAAGCCGGAGCUGGCCGAAAUCGUGAGGAAGAAGCUGGGCGAGAUCCGGCAGUGCUGGGCCGAGCUGGAGUCCACCACGCAGGCCAAAGCCCAGCAGCUCCUGGAGGCCACCAAGGCAGACCGUCUGGCGCAGAGCUACGCCGAGCUGGACAAGCGGCUGCUCCACAUGGAGAGUCAGCUGCAGGCCGUGGACCCCGGGCCGGACCUGGCCAGUGUCAACAGCAACCUCAAGAAGCUCCAGAGCAUGGAGACACAGGUGGAGGAGUGGUACAAGGAAGUGGGGGAGCUGCAGGCCCAGGUGGCCGCCUUGCCCCUGGAGGCCGCCAGCAAGGAGAUGGUGGGCGAGCGGCAGGACACCGUCGGGACUCGCAUCGUGCGCCUCAUCGAGCCCCUCAAGGAGCGCCGGAGGAUCCUGCUGGCUUCCAAGGAGGUGCACCAAGUCAGCCACGACCUGGAGGAUGAGCUGAUCUGGGUGCAGGACCGCCUGCCCUUGGCCACCCUGAAGGACCACGGGAGCAACCUGCAGACGGUCCAGCAGUUCAUCAAGAAGAACCAGACCCUGCGCCGGGAGAUCCAGGCGCACAAGCCCCGGAUGGAGGAGCUGCUGGAGCACGCGGGGGCCGUGGCCGGCCUCAAGAGCCCCGCCGUGGACGAGGUGCGGCUGCUGCUGGAGAAGCUCUCGGCGCUCUGGGCGGCCCUGCAGGAGGAGACGGAGCGGCGGCAGCAGCUGCUGGACACCACCUACCAGGUGCAGCAGUACUGCUUCGACGUGGCCGAGGUGGAGGCCUGGCUGAGCGAACAGGAGCUCUUCCUGAUGAACGAGGAGAAAGGCAAGGACGAGCAGAGCACCCUGCAGCUGUUGAAGAAGCACCUGAUGAUGGAGCAGACGGUGGAGAACUACGCCGAGACCAUUGCCCAGCUGUCGCGCCAGUGCCGAGCCCUGCUGGAGCUGGGCCACCCCGACAGCGAGCAGAUCAGCAGGCGCCAGUCUCAGGUCGACCGGCUGUACGUGUCCCUGAAGGACCUGGUGGAGGAGCACAAGGCCCGCCUGGAGCAGCAGUACUGGCUCUACCAGUUGAACCGCGAGGUGGACGAGCUGGAGCACUGGAUCGCCGAGAAGGAAGUGGUGGCCGGCUCGCCGGAGCUGGGGCAGGACUACGAGCACGUGACGCUGCUGCAGGAGAAGUUCACGGAGUUUGCCAGCGAGACGGGCAGCCUGGGCAGCGAGAGGAUCCUGGCCGUCAACCAGAUGGUGGACGAACUGAUUGACUACGGGCACGCAGACGCCGCGACCAUCGCCGAGUGGAAGGACGGCGUGAACGAGGCCUGGGCAGACCUGCUGGAGCUGAUGGAGACGCGGGCGCAGAUGCUGGCCGCCUCCCACGAGCUGCACAAGUUCUUCAGUGACUGCAAGGAGACCCUCUCCCAGAUCGAGGAGAAGAAGCAGCGCUUGCCCGAGGUGGCCGCCCGCGAGUCCAAGGCCUCGGCCAGCACCCUGCAGCGGCUGCUGAGCUCCUUCGAGCACGACGUCCAGGUCCUGGUGGCGCAGGUGCGCCAACUGCAGGAGGUGGCCGCCCAGCUGCGGACGGUGUAUGCUGGCGAGAACGCGGAGGCCAUCGCCACCAAGGAGCAGGAGGUGAUGCGCUCCUGGAAGGAGCUGCUGGGCUCCUGCGAAGAUUGCCGGCUGCAGAUCACCACCACCACGGACAAGAUCCGCUUCGCCGGCAUGGUGCGCGACCUCAUCUCCUGGAUGGACACCAUCAUCUGCCAGAUUGGCACGGGCGAGAAGCCCAGGGACGUGUCAACGGUGGAAGUGCUGAUGAACUACCACCAGGGCCUGAAGAGCGAGAUUGAGACCCGGAACAAGAACAUCGCGGCCUGUGUGGACCUGGGGAAGACCCUGGUUCUGAACAAGAGCCCGGCCUCCGAGGAGAUCAAGCUCCACCUGGAGAAGCUGAUGACCAAGAAGAAGGAGAUGCUCACCAAGUGGGACCAGCACUGGGAGUGGCUGCAGCAAAUGCUGGAGGUCCACCAGUUUGCCCAGGAGGCUGUUGUGGCCGACGCGUGGCUCACCGCCCAGGAGCCACUGCUGAAGAGCCGGGAACUGGGCAACAGCGUGGACGAGGUGGAGCAGCUCCUCCGGCGCCACGAGGCCUUCCGCAAAGCGGCUGCGGCUUGGGAGGACCGCUUCAGCUCCCUCCGGCGGCUCACCACGAUUGAGAAGCUGAAGGCGGAGCAGAGCAAGCAGCCCCCCACGCCCCUGCUGGGCCGCAAGAUCUUCGCAGACCCCGCGGAGCUGAGCAGCAAGGCGGCCGCGCUCCUGCGCCAGCCCCUCUACGAGAAGGAGCUCCUGCGGGGGCGGCUGGAGGGCCCGCCCCUCCUCAAUGGGGCCAAGCCAGAGGCCCUGGAGCGGGCCGAGGCCAAGGUGGCCUACGUGCGCCAGGAGCUGAAGCCGGAGCGGCUGCAGCCCAAGCUGGACCGCCUGCAGGAGGGGUUGGGGGCCGCGGCCGAGGCCACCGCCCGGGAGGCCAAGGGCGCCCUGGAGGAGGCCGGCCGGCUGGAGAGGCUGGCGCACCCUGUCGGGGCCCUGGUGGAGCAGCUGGAGGCCAGGGGCAGCCGGGGGGAGCCCCACGCCGAGAGGGCCCCCCGCGAGCGCCGGCUGGAGCGGCAGGAGUCGGUGGGCGAGCAGGCCGAGCGGCGGCGGGAGCGGCGGCUGGAGCGGCGGCUGGAGCGGCAGGAGUCGGGCGAGCAGGAGGCCCCGUGGCGGGAGAGGCACGAGCGGCGGCUGGAGCGGCAGGAGUCCAGCGAGCAGGAGGCCCCCCGCAGCGACCCCAAGGGAGGCGGCAAGGCAACGCUGGCAGACAUCGUGGAGCAGCUGCAGGAGAAGGAGUCAACGGUGCCGGCAGCAGCAGCAGCAGCAGCCGCCCCACCAGCCACGCCGCGUGAAAGGGACUCCCCGGCCCGCCUGCCCAACGGCCUGGACAUGCUGCCCGAGAGGACGCCCCGCCCGGACCGGCCCCGGGCUCGGGACAGGCCCAAGCCUCGCAGGCGGCCCCGGCCCAAGGACCCCAACGCGCCCCCAGGAGAGGCCCGCCGGUCGCGCUCCGCCCCCGCCCAGAGCAGCGCCCCGCCCCCUCCGCCCCCCACGCACAGCGCCCAGCAGGAGGGCUACCUGCUCCGGAAGCUGGAGCUGGAGGGGCCCAACAAGAAGGCUUCCAACCGGUCGUGGGUCAACCUGUACUGCGUGCUCAGCAAGGGGGAGCUGGGCUUCUACAAGGACUCCAAGGGGCGGGACACCGGCAGCACCCACGGCAACGAGCCCCUCCUCAGCCUGCACAACGCCACCAGCGAGGUGGCCAACAACUACAAGAAGAAGAAGUUUGUGCUCAAGAUCAAGACCAGCGAUGGCGGGGAGUUCCUCCUGCAAGCCAAGGACGAGGAGGAGAUGAAGACCUGGCUGACAGCUCUGUCCACCUGCGUCUCCGAGCACAGCGAGAUUUCCCGGUGGAACCAGGCCCUGCUCACGACCUCCUCGACUGACGAAGGCAACCCCAAGCGGGAGGCCGACCGCAGGGCCAGCACCUCCGGAAGGAAGAAGUGAAGCUGCCCGCGGGGCCCAGAGGCUGGGAGGAGCUGCGCCCACGGACAGCCCCCAAGGCCGCCAGACCCAGCCUGGAGCCACCACAGCCAGGGAGGCCAGCUGGUGGGGCUGGACAGCACUGGGCGUGGAGGGGAGGAGAUGGGUCCUCUGACGGGGCCCCAGAGCCAGGCCCUCCGCCCACCUCCGCCAGCAGCCAGGGAGGGGCGCCAUCCUCGGGGGACGGCCCCGGAGAAGACAGGCGCCCCCACUGGGAGAGGCCUCUCCUGGGCUCAAGGCCGGCCCUCCGGGGUGAAGGAGAGGAGCGCCGCUCUCCUGCAUCCCCCCGGCCCUCUGCAAUGCCCCAGACACCCCCCAGCUUGGAAGACUCCCCAGGAAAAGGCCCCACGCGCCGGCUCAGCAACCUGGGGGAGCUAGUGGGGCCCCUGCCCGGCAGAAGGGGGGUGGGGGAGGAAGCAGCCCCCCCCCCCGGUUUCCUCUGGGAAUGCUGAGAGCAUGCUUUGGGGAGCUCAGCAGGCAGCCCCCCCCCGCCCCGCCCUGCUCCCGGCCUCACGUCUUCCUGCCAGCUAGGGCGCCUCUGCUUCAUGGUGCUGCUGUGGGCGCAGAGGGAGGGCAGCUGGGUGGGGCACUGCUGCUGCGGCACCCUCUCUGGGCCCCCCACCCCACCCCACCCCACCCCACCUGUUGGACUGCAUUCAGAUUCAUAGCUGCUCCUUUUGACAGGAUCCGUUGCUCAAGUGCGAGUCAGUGCACAACCUCCCUCCGCGUGUGCCAGGAGGGAGAGGAGCAGCGCCUGGUCUGGCGGGCGGCGGGGGGGGGGGUCAGCCCUCCUCCUCCUCCAUCUGGUUCACCUCCCCCCCCGACUGGACUGCUGCCUGUGCCCCUCGGAUGACUCUCUCCCCUGUGCCCCCCACUCAGUUGCCUUUGCGCCUCCCCCAGUGCAGCGCUUUGGAGACGUUCUGGGUACAUCUCCUGGGGGGCUGCCUGCCCCCUUGCCCUGCAGGCCCUGGCCGUUGGGGCCCUCUGUCUGGAGUCCGAGCGGGACCUUCCUGCCUGGCCUCCCGGGCACGGAGCAGGGCCAGUGGGCACCGCUUUGCCACUACUGUUACAAGCCAUAUCCCCAUCACCACUUCUGCUACCGGGGGGGGGGGGGGCUCACCUGCUACAGCACAGAGACGUAUUUUUAUGCAAUAAGAUGGCAGGAGCGGCACAGCACAGCAGGGAGAUGCCUCUGGCCACGGGGCAGGCAGGCAGGCAGGCGGCAUGUAGGAACUCUCCCGAAACCAGGAGCGGGAGCCUUCUGGGCCGGGGUAGGCUUCACGGACCGCAGAACAGCUUCUGCCCAUCCGGCCCCGUCCCGUCGAGCAAAGGGCACCUUUCCGAUCUCCCUCCUGCCCUGCUGUGGGCCAUGGGGCCAGAGUUCUGAUGGCUAGAUUGUAUCAAUGCACCCCAUGUGGUCAAGCACCCAUUCCAGGCCCUGGAGACGGUCUGUCGCAAUUGUGCGCCCCCUUCACCACAUGUGGGCACAGCCGUACAACGCAGAUGACGGAAGGACCGCCGAGGUUUCUGCCCUUUGCUCCUCCUCGUCUCCCAAGGACGGCGGUCCCAGGAAGAAGAGCUGGGGCGGUGGCGCAGUGGCCUCCUCCCUCCGGCCCCGAAGCCCCGCUGAAGCCUUUGGCAUCCCACCGUCCCCACAGCGCCAUCUCCAGCUGCAUGCUUGGUCAGGCAAGGGGUCCACACACGGGCCAAGGCCUGCUGGAGCUCUGAGGAAGAGCUGCCCCAGGAGCAGAAAUGCAACGGUGCUGGGAGGAGCAGCCGCCGCCCCUGCUGGCAUCACCUGCCCGGGACGGCACUUGGCCAGCCCCAGCCCCCCUUGUGCUAGGUGUCGUUCCCAUGGUGCCCUCCCUGGAACUGGUGCAGUUCCAUCCCCCAAUGCUUCCGCCCCCACCCCCACCCCCCCGCCACUGCCUUCCCCAAUUGUUCAGAAGCCUGUAAAAUAUUGUAAUUGCUUUAAAUAAGUUUUUUUGUCUUGUAUAGAAAAAGAACCACCCAAACUGGAGCAUU
Hemicordylus capensis (graceful crag lizard) is the source of this 10075-nucleotide messenger RNA. RefSeq names its product spectrin beta, non-erythrocytic 4 (gene SPTBN4). Gene Ontology annotation, molecular function: structural constituent of cytoskeleton; actin filament binding; phospholipid binding. The record is from RefSeq and is a predicted model, not a curated record. The transcript is spliced from 37 exons. Gene Ontology annotation, cellular component: cortical actin cytoskeleton; plasma membrane; spectrin. NCBI's taxonomy places the organism in Eukaryota, Metazoa, Chordata, Lepidosauria, Squamata, Cordylidae. The coding region runs from base 317 to 8014 and encodes 2565 amino acids. Gene Ontology annotation, biological process: actin cytoskeleton organization.